AUGUGCCAAACUCCAACUCCCCCCCCCCCCCUCUCCCCGCUCCAGGUCUCCUCAAACUGUGACCAGGUCUUGGUGAACGGCAAAGAAAUGCGCGGCCGGCAGUCUCUGGCGGUCAACUUCACCUACCUCCACCUCUCGGCUCAGCUGCAGCUCACCGUGUGGGUGCCCAAGCUCCCCCUGCAGAUCGACGUGUCGGACACUGAGCUGAGCCAGGUCAAAGGCUGGCGGGUGCCCAUCGUCACCAACAAGAGACCUACCAGGGACAGUGAAGAUGACGAGGACGAUGAGAGGAAGGGCAAAGGCUGUGCCCUGCAGUACCAGUAUGCCUUGGUGCGGGUCCUCACCCAUUUUGUGGCCGAACCCUCUGACCCCGGAGGAGAGAUGGUCUUCAUGUUGGGUGCUGACUGGCAAGCUGAUAUCACUCACUUGGUCUUGGACCAGCUAAAAGUAGAAGAUCCUCGCAUUGCCAGAUUGAUAGACGGACGGAUCCUGAUGGGGCGGGACCUGGGCAUUACUACAAUACAGGUCUGUUCUGUCCCCGCUGUCGACUCCAUCCUGGCAGAAAAGACUGUGACUGUGUUGGAUGACAAGGUCACCAUUACUGACAUGGGCGUCCAGCUGGUGGCGUCUCUUUCCCUCAGUAUGACAGGAAGUCCUGGAAAUAACCAAGCCAUACAGCUGACGACCACGGCCACGGAGCUGCUGCACACACACAAACAGGAGGCGGCGGUCAGCGCCUGGAUCCAGUACAGCGACGGCUCGGUGACGCCGCUGGACGUCUACGACCCAAAGGACUUCCUCCUCGCCGUGGUGUCGUUGGACGACGCCGUCGUCUCCGUCGCCAAUCAGGAGCAACACUGGCCUCUCGUAGUGGCGGAGGGCGACGGGCAGGGGGCGCUGGUCCGCGUGGAGAUGAUCAUCGCCGAGACCUGCCAGAAGUCCAAAAGGAAGAGCGUGCUGGCUUCCGGCGUGGGCAGCGUGACGGUGAGGUUCGCAGACGCCGGCGAAGACGCCGGCGCCGCGGGUCGAGGCGGGGGAGGGGGGGGGGGACAACAACAGCAGCACCAGCAGCAGCAGCAGCAGCAGCAGCAGCGUGCACCAAGAGAAGGCGGCGAGUGGAAGCCCAACGGCGCCGCAGCUGAUCGAGAGGAGGGAGCCAUGAGGAAGGUUAGCACAACGACCAAGAGCACAGUGACCCACCGGGCCUCGGGAGGCAAAGCCGACGGCGGCAGCAGCAGCAGCAGCCGGGGCGGAGGGGGGGGCAGUAGCUACCCGGCACAAGUGGAGGUACCGGGCACCGGGGACGGGGAGCUGACCCAGACCAGCAGAGGGCUGACGGACCUGGAGAUCGGAAUGUACGCCCUGUUGGGGGUGUUCUGCCUGGCCAUACUGGUCUUCCUCAUCAACUGCGUCAGUUUCGCCUUCAGGUACCGCCACAAGCAGGUCCCGGCGCUGGAGGCCGGCGACAACAUGAACCACGCCCACGACUGGGUGUGGCUCGGGAACGAGGCCGACCUCCUGGCGGACCACUCGGACCACUGCCAGGGCGGGCCGCCGGACGAGUGCACCACCGCCAUCGACCGCCACGAGGGAGGGUACGAGGAGAGCAAGUACCUGCUGAACGGGGCCGGCGCCGCCUCGGCGAUGGGCGCCGUCCGCGCCGGCGGCCACCGGGGCGUCGCCCGCGGGCAGACCCUGCCCAGGUCGGCGUCCGAACCGCACCAGUGCCUGCCGGCGAUCCCCGCCGGGGGCAAGAGCGCCGCUGGCCAAGCGGAGCGCCUCAACAACUCCCCCAGGGUCACGGCCGCCGCCGCGGUGGCCGCCGCCGCCAAGCGCAAGCGCGUCCAGUUCACGUCCUUCGCCACCGUUCUGCCCGCCGAUAAUUCGGGCGGCGGCGGCCCGUACGCCAAGCCCUCAGUGCUGGCGACCAAUGGGAGCGAGGAUGACAUCAAGUGGGUGUGCCAGGAUAUGGACCUGGGUCAGUCUGAAAUCAGAACCUACAUGGAGAGGCUACAAGACAAUCUGUGACUGGUGGGAGAGACACUGAGA
Pungitius pungitius (ninespine stickleback) is the source of this 2049-nucleotide messenger RNA. Its product is annotated as transmembrane protein 132C. NCBI's taxonomy places the organism in Eukaryota, Metazoa, Chordata, Actinopteri, Perciformes, Gasterosteidae. The record is from RefSeq and is a predicted model, not a curated record.